This is a messenger RNA of Pararge aegeria (speckled wood butterfly), 1760 nucleotides long. It is a transcript of the gene carmine, whose product is annotated as AP-3 complex subunit mu-1. NCBI's taxonomy places the organism in Eukaryota, Metazoa, Arthropoda, Insecta, Lepidoptera, Nymphalidae. The transcript is spliced from 10 exons. Bases 190 to 1440 code for a protein of 416 amino acids. Gene Ontology annotation, biological process: endocytosis; intracellular protein transport. Gene Ontology annotation, cellular component: cytoplasmic vesicle; clathrin adaptor complex. The record is from RefSeq and is a predicted model, not a curated record.
UCUUAAUAUAUUUAACAAAUUUUCUUCCAUAAAUUAAUGAUUUAUAGUUAAAUAAGGAUAGUUCUUAUAUAAAAAUGAUAAUGCACUACAUGUAGCUGUUUCUUAAUUUCAUGCCAAUACCUACAGUUAUAGCUUCUCGAAAUCGUUGUAUUUUAAUUUGAAGUUUUGUAUCAGAAGUUGCAGUGCAAAAUGAUACACAGUUUAUUUAUUAUAAAUCCUUCCGGUGAUGUGUUUCUUGAGAAACACUGGAGGAGUGUUAUACCUCGAUCAGUAUGUGACUAUUAUUUAGAAGCCCAGAGAGCAUCUCCAUAUGAUGUUCCUCCAGUGCUGGCUGCACCUCAUCACUAUUUGAUUUCUAUACAGAGAGGUGGGGUAGCUCUUGUAGCAGUCAGUAAGCAAGAAGUGGCCCCAUUAUUUGUGAUAGAGUUCUUGCACAGAGUGGUUGAUACAUUCCAGGAUUAUUUUUCAGACUGUACUGAAACCAUUAUAAAGGAAAAUUAUGUAGUUGUUUAUGAGUUGUUAGAUGAAAUGUUAGACAAUGGCUUCCCUCUGGCAACGGAAAGCAAUAUAUUGAAAGAAUUAAUCAAACCUCCCAACAUAUUGAGGACGAUUGCCAAUACAGUGACUGGAAAAUCAAAUGUUUCGUCGAUAUUACCUUCUGGUCAACUGUCAAAUGUCCCAUGGCGGCGGUCUGGUGUUAAAUAUGCAAAUAACGAAGCAUAUUUCGAUGUUAUUGAAGAAGUCGACGCUAUUAUAGACAAAAGCGGCGCAACUGUUUCUGCUGAAAUCCAGGGAUAUAUUGAUUGCUGCAUUAAACUGAGUGGGAUGCCAGAUUUGACGCUUACUUUUAUCAAUCCCCGACUCUUUGAUGAUGUUUCAUUUCAUCCCUGUGUUCGAUUUAAGCGUUGGGAGUCUGAACGAAUAUUAUCUUUUAUACCACCGGACGGUAGCUUCCGAUUGAUGUCAUACCAUAUCGGGUCACAGAGUGUGGUGGCCAUUCCAAUGUAUGUAAGACACAACCUUACACUGAGGUCGAACGGAGACCAGGGAAGACUAGAUCUGACUGUAGGACCGAAGCAAACUAUGGGACGAGUUUUAGAAAAUGUAGCACUAGAGAUCUGCAUGCCAAAGUGCGUUCUGAAUUGCUCACUAACGGCGAACCAGGGCAAGUAUUCAUACGACCCGGUCAGCAAGGUGUUGCUAUGGGACGUCGGCCGGAUCGAGUUACCCAAGCUGCCAAACAUCAGAGGAAGUGUAUCGGUAGCGUCUGGUGCAGAUACCACCGGAGCGAACCCAAGCAUUAACGUGCACUUCACCAUCCCUCAGCUAGCCGUCAGUGGGCUGCGAGUAAGCCGGCUCGACAUGUACGGCGCUAAGUAUAAACCCUUUAAGGGCGUUAAAUACGUCACGAAAGCGGGAAAGUUCCAUGUUAGAAUGUAAUAUUUUGUAUUUUCUCUAACAAGGGGCCAUCCAUAAAUUGCGUCACACGAAUUUUGAAUCCUCCCCCGUCUUUGUCACAGCUGGUCACAUUUGUGAGACUCCGCCCUCUCUAGGGAGCAGUUCCGAAAUUAUUUUUAUAUCCUUUUAAAUUAUUUUUUAAUAAACAUGAACAUCAAGGCAAACAUUUCAAGAAAUAAAGAAUUCAAAAAAGUUACUUUAUUAAAUACUAGCGUACCCAGCCCGCUUCGCCGGGCUAGAUUUUGCUUUAUUUUAUUUAAAUAAUAAACUUACAUCAUUAAAUUUUUAAUUUAAGUCUCAUA